GGCCAUCUUUUGGCAGCAGGACAAGAGAUCUCGGUGUGGAUGCCUAUCCAUAAAGAAGGAAGCCAGCCUUUGCCGGCAUGGAAAAAGCUGUGGCAUAUAAGACCAGCAACGCAUGUUGCUAUAGCAAAAUUUGAACCAAACUCUAUGCUUUUCGCUACCGUUGGCUCGGCGGAUCGUCUUGUUACGUUGUGGUAUACCUCAGCUAAUACUACUGGGUCCUCCGAACUGGAUUACCACUUUUUAUACCUUUCGCAUCCUCAAUAUGUGACACACAUUGUAUGGCGACGGCUACUAGGUCCUAAUGGCGCUCCGGCUUGUACCUUAUUUACAAUGGCAAAAGAUGGUAUUGGACGGUUCUGGCGACCGAUCGAUCUGGAACAGCCACAUAGACUACACAUGAGUGCUGUGAUUGAUCCAAACCAGUCGCUUGUUACUGAACCAUCAUCAUCAUCAUCAACGGACGACGUCAAUCAACAGCAUCACACUUUAUGUAAUGACGACGACGACGACGACGACAACGAUUUUACACCUAUCCAUUAUAUCAGUUGUGACGAAUUGAAAAGCUCGCUUUAUGCACAACUACGAUGUCAUUCAAAACAUGACAAGUUGGAUCACAGUUUGGAGAAAAUGCGCGAUUUGAUUCGCGAUACGCCCGAUUUGUUAUUCCGAAUUCAGGCUGAUGGAUCACUUACGUUCUGGGGAGUUCAGCAUUUAAAUGUGUUACCGCGUAGAGUUCCACGUGUCUUUGUUGUGCUUCGGGUGGCACAAGCUGUGAAUCCAGAUGAUAUUCCGUACUUUCUCAACGCGGUCCAUGUUCUCCACGACUAUGCCCAUAUACAAUCGUCUUCGAGUAUUAAACCCGCAGAGCUUUCACUUGUUGCAAGGAAUCGACGUGGCCAGUUACGAUGUUAUGGAUUAAAUCUCGUUGAUUUUUUGGAUACGACGGUAUUUGCACCACGACUCUAUGUUAAAUACAGCUGGCUUGGUCAUCGUCAUACCAUCCGUUCUAUCAAACAAGUCGCCAACAAUCGUCUAUGCACGAUCGGGACGGAUGGAGAAGUAAAUGUGUGGAAAUAUGGAUUUAGAGAGACACGAUGGCGUCCAACAACACAAUUACGUCUGACCAGUUCAAUGAGCUUUAACUUUUCCAAAUUGCUUGCUACAACACUUGGCCAAGAUAGACAUAUCGCAAUCUAUGAUGGCGAACAAGUAGCGAUCUAUGUCUUGGACAACACAGGUUAUCAUAUACAACAAAGGUUCGCAUGUGAAGCCUACGAUCCAACCAGCACAGCGCCUUUAUCUUCUUUGCAUUUUUGCAAUAUACCCAAUGAUGAUGAAGGGCAAGACAACAACAACAGUAGUUUUAUCCUCAACAACAAAAAACCGGCCAUCUAUUUACUCAUCGGCAUAUCUACCAGCUCGAGCUGCUCGUUCAUUUGGCAAAUCCAUAUGAAUUCCAACAACCCAAACGAAAUCGACAAUGUCACGUUUGUUCAAUCACAAAGUUUCGGUGAAAAGUGGAAAAACAAUGCUGCUGCUACUACUACCCAUGUCGAGUUGAGCGGGAAUUAUGGUACUAGUACCACGUCGACUUUACUUGCUUCGCUCGAACGUCGUUCUACAACAACAACAACAACAACAGAAGGUAGUGGUACGGUCACCAUGACGGUGUCCAUAGACCAAGACGUUCUUUGCUAUAAACUGGUUUCUUCAAAAACGAGCAAUGAGCAACAAGGAACAAGCUUUGAAUGGAAAGACAUGUAUACUGUGCAGACGCAUCUAAAGGAUAUACGACGCAUUCGCCGGACGGCCAAUGUCAUGGCGAUAGUGUCAGGAUCUGAAAAGCAACAUACACUUUCGCUAUGGUCGGAAAUUCGUACGGAUGUUCCACCUAUUCUACAAAAGCAACUUUCUUUUUGGGAGCCAGUAGUAGAUAUCGCAUGGAACGUUUCUUCAGAUGGACAAUUUGUAUUAGCUGUUGCAUUUGCUCAAAAGAUCAGUAUUUAUGGAGAAAAGCGCGCCACUCAAGUAGCAGCAGAAGAACGGAAUGGUUCUUCCAAUGAUUGGGUCAGCUAUGUCACAUUUGAUGUUGAUACACCGGAUGAUAUAUCCGGAAUUGCAUGGCUUGACUAUGGUGUUCUUGCCGUUGCGGCUGGAAACCAACUCCGUUGCUAUCUCAAAUGGCUAACGCGUGGCGAUCAUAUCAAACAACAACCACCCUUGGAUCCGCAGUUUGAGCCCAUGUCCAACAUCUAUGAUGAAUCCUACGAACUCAACGGCCCUCUACCUUUUUAUCAUCCCAAUCUUCUAAUCCACUAUUUGAUGUGGGGUAAAAUCGAUUUGAUCAAUGCAGUGUUAUUAGCAGUAUAUCGAUUCUUGCGCCAUAUCAUUGACGAAGACGAUAUCACGGUCGAUCACGUUCCCCAAAUAUGUCUUUCAACACUUUUAAGGCUACAAAAUGAAUCGGAUGGAACGUCGAAAAAGAAAAAGGAACAGCAAUACAGUUCAUUGUUUGGAGAAGAAAGUCUUGAUGAAACAGACAUGGCCAUUGGUGCAGACGAUGAGGACGAUACACGCCCAUUAACUCGACAAGAAACUCGAUAUCUUGUUGAUCAACUGAAACGACGUCAACUGCCAGGCCUUUCCGACCAUGAAAAAAUACACUUGGUGGCCAUGAUCGAUACAUUUGUAGAGAUUUCAACACAAGGCGAAUCCUUGGACGAGAACGGUGCGCGUUUCACGGCUCUUUUAGAAAACUUUUUCCAUCUAAACGAAGCACUUGCUUCUGAGGAAAGAAAGAAAGAGCUUGCUCCUCGAGACCUUAUUUGGGCGUUACACAGUCAAUCACAGGAUCUAUUGUUGGAACGAUGUCUUCGUCUGUGUGGCGGAAAGCUACUUUGGGAAGAUGCUAGAGCAUUGGGCAUUUUCAUGUGGUUGCAAAAAUCCGAAGUGGUGACCGAGCAAAUGACAAAUAUAGCGCGUAACACGUAUCUCAAUCAAGAUAUCAAGGAUCCUAUCAAUUGUACGCUCUAUUAUCUGGCGCUUCGUAAAAAAAGUCUAUUGCAAAGUCUAUGGCGUACGGCAAGUCAUCAUAAGGAACAAGUUGUCAUGGUCAAGUUUUUGGCGAAUGAUUUUACUGAAUCUCGUUGGAGAACGGCAGCAUCUAAAAAUGCAUUCGUGCUUUUGGGCAGGCAACGUUAUGAAUACGCGGCUGCGUUCUUCUUGCUUGCGGACAAAUUGGGUGAUGCAGUGGGUGUCAUUCUCAAGAACCUUAAAGAUUACCAGCUUGCUAUAGCAAUUUGUCGUGUUUAUGAAGGUGACCAUAGUCCUUUACUUCAAUCAAUUCUACACACCCACGUUUUGCCUAUAGCAAAGGAAACAAAUGAUCGUUGGCUUAUGAGUAUGGCGUAUUCUAUGCUGAAUGAUUCUAAAGAAUGCAUUCGGUCGCUCGUGGUACCCCUAACCACUGAUGAUGAUACCAGCAGUGAUAUCACUGCGGAUGAUAAUGACAGCACAGCUGUUGCCGCCAACGUCAAUGAUCCAAACCUAUUCAUUCUGUACCAACAUCUCAAGAAACAAUUCCGUUUACAAAACAAGCAAGGACUCGAAAUAUCACCUCAAGUGGAAUAUGUGUUUUCACUGAAUGUCAGUCGAGCCUAUGAACGGUUGGGAUGUCCGUUGUUGGCUUUGUUUAUCCUGUCCAAAUGCAAGAAACCUGCUGAACACAUUGCAAUUGGGAACGGUACUACCACUCCCGGAAAAGAUAAGAGCAAAAAGUCAAAGGAAAUGAGAGCCGCCGAUCUGUUCGCUUCUGAUAAUGAUGAUGAUGACGACGACGAUAACAAGCCAAAGGAAUCAAGAGCUGCUGACUUGUUCGCUGAUGAAGAGUGUUUAAACAAGAAACACGAUGCAGCUGAUCUGUUUGCGGACGAGGAAGAUAUCUUUGCCACCAGCAAACCUGCCGCUUCGUUGUCCGAUGAUAUCUUUGCUGAUGAACCAGACGUAUCGGAAAAAACGGACAUCUUUGGUGAUAACGAUGAUGACUGGCUUAAAACAGACAAUGACGAUGGGCUAUUAUUAAAAGACGUCGGUGAUGAGAACGAUGCAGAAACUGGUGAUGAAACGUCCAUGUCGGGUCAACAAGGUGAUAACGCAAUGGAUGGCCUUGGUGUCUAUAAGGCUUUACAAGUGCUACGGUUACUUCAGACCAUCUUCCAUAGCGCUGCUGCGUUAUAUGAUAGUACGGUUGCAGGAGAGCUUGGAAGUAACCACAACUACCAUGCCUCCUUUGUACAGACGCAAGAAGAUAUACUUUCAUUGGGUGAAUCUGCACACAUUCCACGCGCAGUAAUGCGGCGACUCUUGCUCGAAAAGAGCAUAGAGGUGGAUGUGUUUGGCCUGUAUCUCAGUAUCAUUGAUACCGCCGAUGCGUCGUCGAUUGUCUCUCCAAGCGACGCAAAGACAUUUAUGGCAGCGUUCAAGACGGGCUGUUUACAAGUCUUUAGAGCUGCUCUUACGGAUCAGGAAUACUACUAUUCUGGACUUGCUUUUAUGGAACAUUGGUCAGAGCGCGUCAUGUCAACGUAUUCGAUAUGGAGCAACUUACAGCAAGACAUUUCGUUUGCCCAAGCACAAAAGAUUGCUCUGAACGCAUAUGUUACUAUGAUCAUGGUCACAUUAAAGCAGCGGCACUUUGAAAAGACGUGGUCGUUUUUGAGCAAUUUCAAAAACUUUUUGGAAUCUUUGUCUGCUGCUGAUACGAUCCAACAAGGUUUGAACAAAAUUCAUCAAAACGAAGAAAAGAUGGUAGAUAUGGAUCCCGAUGAUUUCGAUACAUUCUCGGAUGAUACCCUAUUCGGAUACAAUAUGGAAGAAGAAGUAUACAGACCUACAAGUGACUGUAAUGAUCGUUCAGCAGGAUCAAACAUGUUGGAGGUGGCUGCGUUGAAUUAUGUGCUUUCUAUUCUGGAAGGCUAUAUGCAACAUGCUGAGAAAAAAUUGGAAGCGACCAGUGAGCUAAUCUCAUUUAUUUGGAUGGUCAUGCUGGAUCCAAUUGCCUACCGAGCUCACGGUCUCAAAGAUACCAUCAACACCCAACUAGAAGGAGAUUUGACGAAACGUAAUAUGUCGAGAGAGUUCAAAUCUUUGCGACAGAAAAAGUUUUGGCGUUCACUCAAAUCACUAAGAGCGCAAGAGCGAUUAUUACCCUUUAUUAACUUUGCUCCUCCCGAUAUCAAUGUACUACCGGAUGAUACGGAACAACCUCCACAAACCUUGUACAGUACGCCAACAACUGCCCACGCCUUUGCUGUGAGCUCAGUAUGUCCUGAUACUGUUGCUCUUGUCAUGAAAUCCGAGGUUCAAGAAAUCGAUCUCGCCGGUGCACAACACUAUGGAGCACAUAUGGUUCGAUCUACGUCGUAUUCCUCUACCGGUAUCGCUCAAGAGCACCAUCGACAUCAUCCGCAUCAUACGGAUAGCUAUCCCGAUACUGAAGAAGAAGACGAUUUCGGCAAUCAUUCUUCAGAUGCUGAAACCGAUGUAUCAGGCAGCAAACAGCAACAGCCACUACUUGGAAGGCAGCGAUCCAAAAGUCAUCAUUUACCACACCAUCGUGGACCUUACCAUGGGAAAACGCCCAAUAGCAGUGUUGCUGCUUCACCAGCAAGUUUACGGCUGGCAACAGAUGGUGCUUCAAGUAAAACUGCACAAACGACACAUAAUUUGGAUAAUUUGCACGAAACGUUGAAACGGUCACUCGGUAUAAGUGGCAAAGACGGCGUGUUCUCUGGGUCAGAAGCAUCACGAUCAUCGGCAGGCGCAAGCUCAAAUGGUUCCAUUGCAGACAUGGUAACCUUGAAAAGGACGAUACAAGCAACGUGUGCUGAGGCGCAUCCAUACUUUCCAUUUUAUAUUACUGGCUGUGAAAUUAACGGUAAUGGUGGACCAAGUGUCAUGCUAUGGCAAUAUGGACAAGAGCAAGAAAUUGCUAGUUACAACGGUUGUCAUGGCAAAGUAACCAGAGUCCACUUUGAUCAGGUUGGGCAACGAUUUGGUGCAGGUGAUACUACAGGAGGUCUUUUAUUCUGGCGGUUCGAUUCAUAUGCCCAUUCGAGCAAGCCGUACUAUAGCAUUCCAUCCUGUCACUCCAAAUCAACACGUGAUUUUACCUAUCUAGACUCAAGCAGUCUUGUAGCUAGUGCAGGUACAUCGGUCGCAAUGAGUCGCAGACGGGACCAUAUUUGCCUUUGGGAUACGUUGCUGCCACCGUCAAAGGCCAUGAUAUGCUCAAUUCCUGCACAUGAUAAUGGUGCCUACGCUAUCGCAUAUGAGCCUAAAAAUCGUCUUUUGUUUACUGGUGGCAAGCGUGGAGAAAUCGUUGUUUCGGAUAUUCGACAACGUAGCAUCAUGCAUACAUUCUCGGCCCACAACUCACGGAUACGUUCGCUUGCUAUAGAUCAGGCCAAUGGCACUCUUGUAACUGGUUCCAUUGAUGGCGACCUAAAGAUAUGGGAUGCGUCUACGUAUAAGAUGAAACAAGCAUAUGACAUCCAACCAAGGAAUCGGUUCCUGGGUACAGGAUUUAAUCGAUUUCCGUUGAAAGCAUAUGGUGUCACUCAAAUACAGAUCAACGAUGAUAGUGUUUAUACAUCUGGGCCAGCAGGUUUGGUUUGUUGGUCAGCCAAUCUGCACAGUAAUGAUCAGAAUAGUGCAGGAACUCUGCAGUAGAAACAAAAAUAAAAUUGCAAAUAUCACAGCUAUUAAAGUCUGUAGUAUGUACAGUAGCCCUCCUUCUUUUUCCCAGCUUUUCUACUGAUGUAUAUGAAUUGUAAACAUGUUAGAUCGUCACUUAUAACUGUAUCUUCAUCAUCACCAUCAUCAUCAUAUGAGGCAGAGAAAAAAAAUUCAAGUACGGAGUCUCCACAUAUUAAAUGAAAUUUAACAGGCACCUUCCA
Molecule: messenger RNA, 6956 nt
Organism: Zychaea mexicana
Lineage: Eukaryota; Fungi; Mucoromycota; Mucoromycetes; Mucorales; Lichtheimiaceae
Product: RAVE protein 1 C terminal-domain-containing protein
Exons: 37
Coding region: 40-6729 (2229 amino acids)
Biological process (GO): vacuolar acidification
Cellular component (GO): RAVE complex
Molecular function (GO): protein binding
Source: RefSeq, a predicted model, not a curated record